Drosophila mauritiana is the source of this 7883-nucleotide messenger RNA. It is a transcript of the gene Cyp4ac1, whose product is annotated as probable cytochrome P450 4ac1. The transcript is spliced from 9 exons. Gene Ontology annotation, molecular function: heme binding; oxidoreductase activity, acting on paired donors, with incorporation or reduction of molecular oxygen; monooxygenase activity. NCBI's taxonomy places the organism in Eukaryota, Metazoa, Arthropoda, Insecta, Diptera, Drosophilidae. Bases 5967 to 7778 code for a protein of 603 amino acids. The record is from RefSeq and is a predicted model, not a curated record.
GUGCUUGGGUUCGGGGUCGGACUACGUCCACUGCCGUGUCGCUGACUGCAUCAUUUUAAUAAUAUUGUUUACGUGACAUUUGAUUUAUUAUGAACUUUUUCUUUUGACAGAUUAUGUGGCGGCUUGACUCCAUGCCAGUUGGCUACUGUUUCGCCUUGGCACGCACACACACACACACAGGGAAUGGGGGCCCUGGGAUCGUUUUGGAUGCGGGGACGACUUAAUGGAUCCGCGAACCUGAAUCUCUGGAGGGAAAUCGGCAACAACAGCUGCGGAUGCUGGCGAAUCAAUUAGCCUGCCAUAUAACACGCUGGCAAAUGUUUGAUCGAAUGUCUCACCGCACAUAUUGACAUUGUGAUUAGGGUUCGACGGAAACAUUCCUCCAAGCAGGAAGCUUGCACAACCCAGCUCCGCUCAAAAUGCCCACAAAUGACGGACAGAGAACGGCACACAUUGCCGAUGUCGAUGGCUCAGCCAUUGCCGUUGCCAUUUCCAUUUGCACUUCCAUUUCCCAUUUCAGUUGGAGACGGCGAACAUUUUAUGCAAAAUCGGACACGACUUUGCACUAAAAAUGAAGCGAUCCCGCAGAGAAACUUUGACCAGGCUGGCCAAAAAGGGAGGAGCACUAUAAACAGCACUACUGAUCUUGAAAGUUCGCCAUUUACAUAAGAAAUUUAAGGAGUUUGGCGCAGACAUUGCAGACAUUCAGUCCAGCGGAGCUGGGUAAGAUUUCUGCGCAUAGAUUGGAAACCAGAGGAAGGAAAUAAAUUGCUUUUGGCUUAUGCAAAAGCCAGCUCCGCUUUCCGCCGCAGGAAGAUGCUGGCUAGCCUGGAGUCAGCCAUCCCAAGUUGCCAGCCAGCAAAGCGCGAAAUUUCUCGUACGUGUGCGAUGGUCCCGGCAUCGGCGGAAUGGAGUCAAGGAAGUCCAGAGGAACUGUGGAGAAUUGCGAAAUAUUCUGCGGCGUUGUUAUCGCCGCCUUUGGAUCGCUGAGGUUGAGGCUCCGCAAGCGGAAUGCGACGCACAAUUAAUCAUAUCUGAAUAUAUUGCGCCCUUUGGUGGUAUAAAUCUCGCUGGGCUUUAAGUCCAGCUCACUCUCUCUCUCGGAGGAAACUUAACAAAAUAAUAAAAAAUGAAACGAGAAGAAAAUAAAAAAUAAGAACUGCGCAUUUAAGCGCUUCACGCGCAUGCGCAACCAAUCGCUUGAUUAGUUCCCAAACUCGAGGCUCAGGGAUUAGCUCAUAAAAAAUAAAGUGAACAGGAAAUAAGCUUAGGAGGUAAUGGCAUCCGAAUGGUGCGGAUCAACAUUCCAUACGUCUGGGCCAGCUUAUUAUAGUUCGUAAUGAGCGUUCCCAGCUGCAUUUCUGCAGCCCAUUUGCCAAUUAAGUGAAAUUAAAGUCAUAUCUGGCAAUUGCUCUCGCUCGACGCGUCUUGCCUUCUGGGACCGAUGAGGUGUCGCCAGUGGGACGCGUAAUUAACCCCAUGGAUACUGGUCUCUAUGCCACAUCCAAAGACCAGAGCGGCAGCAGACUCUUCUAAUUAAAUUGUGCUGGCUACUUUUUAAUUAAGCACACACUGGCAGGCAUCCAACAUUUAUAGAACUGCCACAUGGGAUCGGUGGUAAUAUAAGGGCCUGACGAAUGCUAGAAUCAAAUCAAGGAAAGUCUACGUAGAUAAUUAAAGCAGAAAAAUAUUUCUGAUAAGCAAAUAUUCUUCAUAAGUUGCGAGAUUAUUUUCGCAAUGAAAAUUUAAACCGCCAUUUAAACCAUCUUUAAACUGCUCGACUGGAGAUUUAAGCUUAAUAAAUAAUAGUUUUCCGCACAAGUUGCCCCAUUGUGUCCGCUCUGCUUGGGGGCAAUUCCGAGUUGAUUCAGUGCAUCAUAAGCAGGGACAAUGUUAUUGACGUUGUGGAACCGAUGUGGCCUCUCCUGGGCAGCCGCAGCCCAGAAAGAAGACCGCAAUUAAGUGCAUAUAAAUUUCGCAAUUUUACGAUCUUCGCUCUUAUAAAAAUGCUCACUCUAUGGCCACAGUUACAGUCACAGCUGCCAAAGGAGCACCCAAAAGACCAGGUCUCAAAGGCAUUAAAUGCGGCGAUUUAUGUCCACGUGUUCGAACUGGCGGAAAAUAUGAGCAAAAUGCAUUCGUGACCGAAACGAGGAUGCCCGCUGUUUUUCUAUUGCUAAUUAGCCGUGACAUUGUUUAGCUACGGGCCAUGAACUUUUUCACAAAAACUUUAAGCAACAGAACAUACUUUAGAUUGUAGUAGCUUAUUCUACCAUUUGCUCCUCUUUUUUGUGUGCAAAACCGGAUUAAAAACCCUUGGCAAAUAUGCCCUUCCACGGGGCUUAUCUUAAUUUUUGCAUUUAAUAACUGCAUUGCGGCUGAAACGAGCCGGCAAACUGCCACCGGUCAGUCAGUUGGGCAGCGAUCGCAACGGGCGGCCAUUAAGCUUAAUAUGGCCAAGUAAAUUCUUGGCCAACUAUCCGGAGGUGUGAAGAAAAGUGUCGACUUGUUAAGCUGCGGCCACAGCGGGCCCAGACAGAUAGCCACCACCACCACCACCACCAGAGCUCUGGACAGGAUCGCCUGAGUUGCGAGCGCAUUUCUCGGAAACAACGCGCUCGAUUCGUGGAAGCAAUAAAUAAGAAGGUGGUGGCGGUGGCGGCAUUGUCCUUCAUGUGUUUCGUGGCGUAAUAAAUUUUAUUUAUUUUGUUCCCCCCAGCUUUAUUCCCUUUUUUUCCGGCACAAGGACGACAUGGCGAAAAAAGGGCCGACGGACCAACACCACCGCCCUGUCGCACUCAAUUAGCGAACGCGAACGCGAACGCGAGUCGCGCGCGUUUUUGGCGCGGCGAAAUCCGUUUGAUUUUCAUCUUGGCCAACUUAACGAUCGGCGUGCGGUUUUCUUGUUGAAGCAAAUUAACUAGACUGGUCUAGAGAUUAUCAACACCCAGCUACUCCUUCCCGCUGCCUGUCAACACUCGGCAUUGUCUUUGCGAAUCAAAUCCAGACGAACAAUGGCUGGAAAAUAAUAUACAAGUUGCCUAUAAAGUGCCUGCUUAAGCUUUGAUGAGCUUAGAGCCAUAAACCACAUAAUGGUAGCUGCUCUAUAAAACAAAAUACGUGGCCAAGAGGAAUAGAGCUGAAAUUAAACUCCCCCCAUUCGAGCCAAUUCAAUUUGGCGAUUCCAACGAACUCUGUGUACACUUUAUGGGCAAAAGUCAUUCAAAGCGGUUGUUAAAAACGAAAUUUUGUGUUUUUUUUUAUUAGUUCGGGCAGCUAAAAUUUAAUUAAAUUUAAAGUGGAAGCGAAUAAUGCAGCCGGAUUCAUUUCAGAGGAAUAUUUUCCACUUCUUCCACAUGGUCAACAUAUACUCCAAAAUAACUAAAUACAACUUUUGUUCUUCUACUUUCAUUAGUGCACAAGUCAAGAGAAGUUAAGAUUAAUAUAACUAUAAAUAAUAUGUUUAUAGGAAAUGGUUAUCAGCUAUAAAAUAUUAUAACUAGAGGAAAGAAGAGUACCGCCCAAUCAUAAAGAUUUCCUAUCAGAUAUAGUAGCUUUUAUAGAUUUUGCUCUUUGAAAUGUGUGCAAAAAGUAGAUUAGUUGACCAUGUAGCCUUUCCUAUUAAAAAGUGCACAGUAUCUGCGCACCAUGAAGUGUAUAAAUUGAUCACUGGAAAUAUUUUUGAUAUUCAUAUUUAAAUCGCUUUAAAGUCGCAUCAAAGCCGAAUGACCAAUUGAAGUGCCUCGAUUCCAUUCCGCUUUCAAUUCGGAUCGUCGCAGAUGGUCGCCACAUAAACUCGGUUGUUUAUGGGCCUAAGCCGCUUUGGCUUUCCUGGCUGAGUAACUCCGAUCGUGGUUUCAGUGCCUCCGCAUCUCGGCCUGGUCUGCGUGACCACUUCUUUUCAGCCAUCGGCCAUCGGCCAUUGGCGGUGUCUAAUCCAUGGCAAUUAAUUACAUCGUUACACGCGCUGCCGCCAAACAACUUAAUACAACAUAAAUAAUUGUCAAAAUGCUCGGCCACAGACGCGCGAAUUAGUCUUCAUUAUGUCAAUAAAUCUUGGCCAAUUGCCACACCGGAUCAUGCAACAUCCAAACGGGAGUCAAUAUAUCUUUAUGCACCUGUCCCACGCCGAAAUGGAAACCGAAGCGGGAACAUGUCCAAAUUUCAUUUCAAUUAACGACGCUACUUUCAUGUAGUUUAAAAUGCUUAUAUCUAUAAGAAAAGAUAUUCUUUCUGAGAAGCAAGUAAAUGCAAUCAUGUGGCAGGCAAUUUUCAAGAGAAUAUCCAUUUUAAAUUAUCAUUUCAUUUAAUCAUAGGGGAAAUGCCAAUUGCCUUAUUGAUCGACUGUUCAGUUUUUACAGAGACAGACUAUAUAAGAAGUGGACGCCAAAGUUGGUCUAUGGCCGUCUCAAAAGAUGAUUAUGGUCAUGACAACUUAAUGACGAACGCAGCUCGGCCUGGGAACCCGAUCCGAUCCGUUGCGAUCCCAAAAGCGAGCCCUCGCCGUCUGGAAACCCCUCAAGUUGCCCGGUGACCGAAAAACGAGACUGGCAAAUUUGCAUAAAAAUCAGUGGAGUAUAUUGCCCGGAUUCCCCGCCUCCUUCAGGUGACAUUAACAAGCCACAAAAAAGGAAGCAGCAGCCACUGUGAUACGACCAAAUUUUAAUUAAAAGUUUAGUGGAGCGAGAGACACACGCCAACGACAACGCGAAAACACACAGCAGCAACAUCAACACCAAAAGCAAACCAAGAACAACCCAGCACAGUGGGUUCAAACUACAUUUUUGUGUCAUAUUUCAACAAAAUAUUUCUAUUACUCUGGCGAAAAACAUAGUUUUGUGUACAGGGAUCAUUGAAUAAAGUGGAUAUUUCAAAGACCUCGAUUUUACUUGGAUAAGCACUCGUUUUGUGCCCAUUGUACAGCGGCCGCAAGAGCAACAUCGGGAAGCUGAGAUCUUUGGGGCACAGCGACCGCAAAAGGUUGCUGGGGCAGAAUGCCGUGCAACAAGUGUCAGGCCGUGCAACAUGGCUAACAAGCGUCGCCUGUUCGUCGCCGGCAACGUUCGCUGUCAGCUCAUACACGCCAAAAAAGAAAAAAAAAAGAAAAGGAAAUAGCACGGGAAAAAGAUACACACAGAGGACUAGGUGUUAAAGUAAAUAUGCAAGCGGUUACAACAAAUUUUACAUGCCGCUGCAAUAAUUGAAAAAUCAUGUUGCCGCACAGCAAAUGUUGCCGCGACUGCGCAACAUGUUGCUACAUGACUUUGUGCUUAGCCAGAAAAUGCAGCGAACUAAGGUCAGCACUAAAAACAUGAAUAUUUUGGCUAAAAAGAUGCCGGAAAAUGAUGGAAAAUUUGUGUACUAAAGCGCGAAGAAUGCGGCUAAAAGGCGUAGUUUUUAUUUUUUUAAAAACAAGACAAAUAGGGUCAAUAACCUCCAAGAUAUAAAAAGUGGAAUACGAUUUCAGUUGAAGUUUUAAUAAUAUCAGCAGUACCUUAUAAGCAACUUUGGUGCAGGUGCCUGUGGGUUCUCAGCUCCCAAGUAACUCAGAAUUUGUUAUCUUAGCAAUUCCCCCAAGCGGCUUGCGGAUGUGCAACGCCAUUGAAGGGAUAGCUGCUCUGCUUUGGCUCAGAUUUUUGCGCUAAGAGAAUCGCAAAACCACGCCGCGAAUCACGUACAUAAAUAAAUAAAUACGCAGGCAACGGAAGCUGCAACAGUAGCGGCAGCAACAUUCAGCGCAGCAGCGGUUGAAACAACAAACCAAGAAACAAACAAACAAACAUUCAAGCCGCCACCGCAAUGGUUGUUGUUCACUGUUGGUUUUUGGUUUUUGUGGCCAAUGCCGCCGCUGCAAUUGCCACUGAUCGCGUCGAUUCAAUUAGUAAUUCUAAAAAGGCGGCAAGCGACGUCUUUUGCAUCUUAAUGAGCAGUAACAGCAGCAGCAGCUCCUGUGGCAGCAGCAACACAUGCAGCAUGUUGCCGCCGCAAUAACAUUUGUUCAUAACAACAAGAAACGGAGAGACAGGGCCAGUUUUUCCAUCCAAUUGUGCCGGCACAGCACUUUUCAUGCCCAAAUGCAGUUUGUGAUUGCUGCUGUGACCGUUGCUGCUGCAACUGCUGCAGUUUCUGCUGCAACUCCUGCUGCAUUGACUAUUUUUGUCAUCCAGGUCCACGCACUGGUCGUGCAGCAUGUUUGCGCGUUCAUCUCCGUCUCCUGCCAUUUCCACAGAAAAUCCAGUUCCAUAGUUGGAACGAUGGGAAAAUAUGCCGCUUGGCCUGGGAGGAAAUUUGCCAAGAAAUUGUUAUUAAUCUGGAAUGGUCAUAUAGGCAAAAAAAAAAAAACGAUCCGGGUGCGAACCGAGGAUGGCAGUCCAUUGGAGAGCAAAGUGGCCAUAAUGCCGGGAAAAACGCGAUUUGGCAACAACUUGGAUAUCCUGAACUUUACGCCAGCUAGUGUUUUUAAUUUUGUGCGCGAAUCCACGGCCAAGGCCAAGGGUAAGAAUUAUCUGUGGUAUUUUCUAUAUGCACCCAUGUAUAAUGUGGUUCGACCCGAGGAAGCUGAGGAGGUAUUCCAGAGCACCAAGCUGAUAACCAAGAACGUGGUUUACGAACUGAUUAGACCAUUUCUGGGAGACGGACUCCUGAUAAGCACGGAUCACAAAUGGCAUUCCAGACGAAAGGCUUUAACGCCCGCCUUUCACUUCAAUGUCCUGCAGUCGUUCCUGGGCAUAUUCAAGGAAGAGUGCAAAAAGUUCCUUAACGUUUUAGAGAAAAAUUUAGAUGCUGAGCUGGAGCUUAACCAGGUUAUUCCGCCAUUCACUUUGAAUAAUAUAUGCGAAACUGCUCUGGGUGUGAAGCUGGAUGACAUGUCGGAGGGCAACGAAUAUAGAAAGGCCAUCCAUGCCAUCGAGGAAAUUCUAAUUCAACGCGUGUGCAAUCCGCUGAUGUACUACAACUGGUAUUUCUUCCUUUACGGAGACUACCGAAAGCAUUCGCAGAAUCUUCGGAUAGUUCACGACCUCUCCAGUCGCAUUAUCGAACGAAAAAGGCAGCAAUUCCAGCAGAAACAACUCGGAGAAGUCGAUGAAUUUGGCAGGAAGCAGCGAUACGCCAUGUUGGAUACCCUGUUAGCGGCCGAAGCAGAUGGUCAGAUCGAUCAUCAGGGUAUCUGCGAUGAGGUGAAUACCUUCAUGUUCGAGGGAUACGAUACUACGUCCACUUGUCUUAUAUUCACCCUACUGAUGCUGGCUCUCCAUGAGGAUGUCCAGAAUAAGUGCUAUGAGGAGGUGGAAAGUCUUCCCGAGGACAGCGAUGACAUCAGUAUGUUUCAGUUCAACAAACUAGUCUACUUGGAGUGUGUGAUAAAGGAAUCGCUGAGAAUGUUUCCAUCAGUGCCAUUCAUUGGUCGCCAAUGCGUGGAGGAGACUGUGGUGAAUGGAAUGGUGAUGCCAAAGGACACCCAGAUCAGCAUCCACAUAUACGACAUCAUGAGGGAUCCGCGACAUUUCCCGAAACCAGAUCUGUUCCAACCUGAUCGAUUUCUACCGGAGAACACAGUGAAUCGUCAUCCCUUUGCAUAUGUGCCUUUUAGUGCAGGACAGAGGAAUUGCAUUGGUCAGAAGUUUGCCAUUCUGGAGAUGAAGGUGCUCUUGGCAGCGGUUAUUAGAAACUUCAAACUCCUGCCCGCCACCCAGUUGGAGGAUCUCACUUUUGAGAACGGAAUUGUGCUGCGCACACAAGAGAAUAUCAAAGUGAAGCUAUCGAAAAGGGUCACAUGAGCAAUAUUUCUUAGUAUAAUUUUAGGGAAAACGGUUUGCCAAAGAGCUUCUAUUUGUAAUAUGUUUAAAGAAACAAAUUAAACAUUAAAACGAAUGACACUCUAA